Messenger RNA from Vicia faba (fava bean), 3558 nucleotides. NCBI's taxonomy places the organism in Eukaryota, Viridiplantae, Streptophyta, Magnoliopsida, Fabales, Fabaceae. The record is from the annotation of a GenBank genome assembly.
AUGGAAUCGAAUUCAAUGUCGUCUUCCAGUUUCACUCCGCCGUUAAUCGGCGUCUCUAGGUUGAGAUCUUCCUCCGUUAAGAAGUUGCCGGAACCCUUACGCCGCGCCGUCGCUGAUUGCCUCUCUUCACCGGUCAGCUCCGCUAACGAACCUUCCAGAAUUCUUCGGGACUAUCUGAAAGGUCCUAUGACCACAGACAUGGCUUACAGUGCAAUUCUGGAACAUACUAUUGCAGAGAGGGAGCGCAGUCCUGCAGUAGUUGCAAGGUGUGUGGCACUACUAAAGCGGUAUCUUCUAAGAUACAAACCGAGUGAGGAGACAUUACUUCAGAUAGAUCGUUUUUGUUCAGCUGUAAUUGCCGAAUGUGUUAUUAACCCAAAUCAACCAUGGUCACAAUCUAUGAAUCGACAUUCUGGUGCUUCCACAACUCCAUCUCCUUUACUUGUAUCUAGUGUUGCUUCUGAGGCACAUGUGAAGUCACUGAGUUAUGUGCGCUCCCUAGUGGCCCGACACAUUCCCAAACGGAUUUUUCAACCAGCUUCUUCAUCGGGAAAAUCACUGCCAACAUUGUCAUCUUUGCUGAAGAAAUCUUUCAAUUCUCAACGUAGUCCUGCUAUUGUUCCAGAAACGCCAAGUUCUUCUAGUGGUCCAAAAACAUUACAGGAAGACUCCAUCAUGCGCUCUGUCUCAAAGUCAUUAAAACAUGAAAAAGUUGAUGAAAAGAAUGAAUUAGGGUUCAUUGCCCAUGAUGUUCUGAAAUGGCGUUGGCUUGAGCAACCACAAUCGUCAUCAGUUGGGACUGAAAGUGAUCGUGGUCAAUAUAUGACAUCACAUAGUAGUUUCUUAGAAGUAGGUGCAGCAGCUUUACUUGUAGGAGACAUCGAAUCUAAGAUGAAGGGGCAACCAUGGAAAUUUUUUGGAACUGAUGAUAUGCCUUACCUGGAUCAGCUAUUGCAGUCUUCUCCUGUAACACCAAUUACAAAUUCUGUCUCUGCUUGCCACCUGAGAGCAAUAACAGCAUCUAAGCGCAAAAAAGCAGGCUCUCGUCAUAUAUGGGAAGAUUCUCCCGUGAUUACAUUUCGUCCCCGAGCUCGACAGCUUUUCCAGUAUCGUCAUUACAGUGAGCAACAGCCUCUACGGUUAAAUCCUGCCGAGGUACAAGAAGUUAUUGCAGCAGUUUGCUCUGAGGCUUCUUCCCCUGGCACCAAUGUUAUGACAGUGUCAACUAGACUAGGCAAUAGCAGUGGAAAACCAUCGACGGAUGUGGCUGUUAGCGUCCUUAUUAAACUUGUUAUUGACAUGUAUGUUUUAGAUUCUCAGACAGCUGCUCCUCUCAUUCUUUCUAUGCUUGAGGAGAUUCUUAGUUCUUCUGAGACAGGUUGCAGGAUUCGUGCUUUCGAUUUGAUUCUAAAUCUAGGGGUUCAUUCUCAUCUCCUAGAACCUAUGAUUGUUGCCGAAGCUUCCAUAAUUGAAGAAGAAUAUUCUCAAGAAUCCUACUAUGACAGCCACACUCAAAUUAUGAUGCAAGGAAGCAGAAAAGGAAGUUCUCAGAAUAAAUCAGACACAGUCUCUGCAAUUGAUAAUUUUGAGCCGUGGAUUAUAAAUAUUCUGUAUGAGAUACUGCUUCUACUUGUUCAGACUCAAGAAAAGGAGGAAUCUGUUUGGGCAUCUGCACUCAGCUGCUUGCUUUAUUUUGUCUGCGAUAGAGGGAAGAUCAGGAGAAACCGCUUACAAGGACUCGACAUAAGGGUUCUGAAAGAACUUAUAAGAAUCAGCAGGGAGAACUCCUGGGCAGAAUUAGUUCACUGCAAGCUGAUUUCCAUGUUAACCAACAUGUUUUACGAAGUUCUUGAUGAAGUAACAGAGCCUGUUCCUAGAAAACCAAAGUUUCUUGUCGAUCAACUUGAUCUGAUUGGAGGAGUUCAAUUUAUUUUCAUUGAGUAUGCCCUUGCAAACUCAAGAGAAGAAAGGAAAAAUCUGUAUUCAGUGCUUUUUGAUUACAUUCUGCAUCAAGUAAAUGAAACAUGUAUAGCUACAGGUGUAAAUGAAUACAGUGAUGAUGAGAUCCAACCUCUUGCUUCUCUACUUGCUCAAGCAAAUGCACCUGAGGCAUUUUAUAUUUCUGUCAAACUUGGGGUAGAAUGCAUUGGGGAGAUUUUGAGAAGAUCAAUUGCUUCUACUUUGUCCAGAUAUCCUAACAGUGAACGACUAAAUGUGCUUCUGGAAACUGUUGCAGAGAAGUUUGACACCGUAAUAAGUUCAUUCACUCAUCUGGACAAGGAAUUCUCUCUUAUGAUUCAGAUCACUAAAUCUCACAAGUUGUUUGAAAAUAUGGAUAAUGCAUCUCUGCAAAAUGGCAUUAAGUUGCAAGCAAAGCAUUCAUGGGUCACUUUACAUUCCCUUCUUCAUUCUGAAAGAAUUCCGUACCGUCAAAAUGGAUAUAUCUGGUUAGGGGAUCUGCUUAUUGCUGAAAUUAGUGAGAGAGAUGGGAAUAUAUGGUCAAGUAUCAAAUACUUCCAGCAGGAAGUUGCUCAAGCAGGAACUCAGGAUAUUUUGGAUACAUCAAAUAUUCCUUUAUCCAUUUUACUUCUGUGUGGCCUUCUAAAGUCCAAAAACUACUUAAUUAGAUGGGGAUUUUUGUUUGUUCUUGAAAGGCUUCUUAUGAGAUGCAAAUUUUUUCUAGAUGAGCAUGAAAUGCAGCUAUCAAACAGCAAAACUUUGGAGCAUGGCAAGAAAGAUUGGCAUCUUGAGAAAGCCAAUGCAGUGAUCGACAUAAUGAGCAGUGCUUUGUCUUUGGUGUUUCAGAUAAAUGAAACAGACCAUAUCAAUAUUCUGAAGAUGUGUGACAUACUAUUCUCUCAAUUGUGCUUAAGAGUUCCUCCUGCUACAGCUCCACCCAUUGGUGAUGAUGUGCAGCAUGACAGAAAUUUAAAUCUCACUAGUGUAAGCAAAAAAUCUAACAUUGAUAAUCAUGUUCCCAAACGAGAUACCUUCCUCUGGGAUGAACACAAGGAAGAAUCUAAUAGAAGACCUGGCUACCCUAAUAACUACCAUCCAGAUCAUGAAACGGCAUCAAUGGCAGCUCUUCUCCAAGGACGAGCUAUUGUCCCCAUGCAGUUAAUUGCCCGUGUUCCUGCUGCCUUACUAUACUGGCCGCUCAUUCAAUUGGCAGGAGCAGCAACCGAUGAUAUUGCUUUAGGAGUUGCUGUUGGAAGUAAAGGAAGAGCAAAUCUGCCUGGUGCCACGUCUGAUAUUCGGGCUAUACUUAUCUUACUUCUUAUUGGUAAAUGCUCGGCAGAUCCCGUUGCUUUCCAGGAAGUAGGCCAGGAACAGUUUUUCAGGGAACUUUUGGAUGACACAGAUUCAAGAGUGGCAUAUUAUUCAUCUGCUUUUCUUCUGAAGCGAAUGAUGACAGAGAAGCCAGAGAAAUAUCAACACAUGCUUCAGAAUCUUGUUGUUAAAGCUCAACAGAGUAACAAUGAAAAAUUGUUGGAAAAUCCAUACCUUCAAAUGCGUGGCAUAAUUCAGCUGGCAAAUGAUAUUGGGAUUGACUUGUGA